Messenger RNA from Protopolystoma xenopodis, 519 nucleotides. Lineage: Eukaryota; Metazoa; Platyhelminthes; Monogenea; Polystomatidea; Polystomatidae. The record is from the annotation of a GenBank genome assembly.
CCUCCUCACUGUGUGCUCUCUCGGAAUACUCAUUUCUAUUUCUUACAUAUUUGCAUCGCAUUUUCGCCCCAGGUUAGUCGGUUAGUUGUUUCUGAGAUCAUUUCUCGGCCAGAUGUAAGUGAACGUGCCAGUUGCAUCGAAAAGUGGUCAGCCAUUGCAGACAUAUGCCGGUGCAUGCAGAAUUACAAUGGAGUACUGCAAAUCUGCGCCGCCCUGGUGAACAGUUCUGUGCAUAGGUUGCGGCGAACAUGGGAGCGUGUUAACAAGCAGACUCGAGCUUCGGUUGACAGACUUCAAACACUGGUUGCCUCAGACGGAAGAUUCAAAAACAUGCGAGAAGCCCUGCAUCGAUGUGAUCCACCAUGCAUCCCUUAUCUAGGAAUGUAUUUAACAGAUCUCUCCUUCAUUGAAGAAGGAGCCCGGAAUUCGAAAGAAAAUCAUCUUGUAAACUUUUGCAAAAUGAGAAUGGUGAGUGAUUUUGGAAAAAUGAAUCAAAAGAAUGCAAAUGACACGGAAUAA